AUGGGAGACUUUAAGAAAGGUGACAUUGUGACGUUUGUAGAUCAGGGUUCUCAGUCAUUCGGAGAAAUAUUGUCAGUGAGAAAAGAUGAUUGCGACGUGAAAAUACUAGUUGAUAAAGAGGAAAGAGUUAUGCGAGUUCUGCGUUCUCGGAUGCAAAAAAGUGCUAAGAUUAUUGCUGAGGAUAUGGAUAAUAUGGUGAACCUGCCAAAUAUGUCGGCGAUUUCUAUGUUAGAAACCCUUAAACUACGUUACUCGCGAUCAAAAAUUUAUACAUAUAUUGGAAAUAUAGUUGUUUCUGUAAAUCCAUAUAAGGAUCUAUUAAUUGAUGGACCAGAAGUAAUGGUGAAGUAUUUUAAUCGAAUGCUUACAAGUGUUCCAGCGCAUUUAUACGGACUUGCAGAAACGUUAUAUCAGACUGCCUUAAGAAAUGAAUGCGACCAGAUUGUUGUCAUAAGUGGUGAAUCUGGCUCAGGAAAAACCGAAGCUUUUAAAAGAAUCACUCAGUAUCUUGCAUGUACAAGUGAGCAAGGUAAAAACAGCCUGAGUUCAGUGGCCAGGCGAGUUUUGGAAAGUACUCCUAUUCUUGAAAGUUUUGGGAACGCUACAACUGUUCGAAAUGAUAAUUCCUCAAGAUUUGGCAAGCUGGUGGAAAUAUUCUUUGCAAAGUCAAUAAUUAUUGGAGCGAAAAUCACUAAUUUCUUACUUGAGAAAUCUAGAAUAGUGGGACAAUCUGAAAAAGAACGUAACUAUCAUGUGUUCUAUGAACUAUUAAGUUCACUUGAUAAUGAGAGUAAGGCAAAACAUCAUCUUAAAAAUGUUGAAGAUUAUCAAUAUUUAAUGAAAGAUUCAAGACGUGCAUUUAGUACACAUUCUGAUCCUGACGGUUUAUCAAUGUUACUUGAAAGUUGGCAAACAUUAGGACUUCCACAAGAUGAAAUGGAUUUAUGUCUUCGUGUAAUAUCUGCUGUAUUGCAUCUUGGAAAUAUAACUUUUAAAAGUGAUAAUGAUAAGGAUAACACAUUUAUUACAAAUCCAUUCGUUGCUGAAAUCGCGGCUUCAGAGCUUGGUGUAGAUUUGACUGAAUUAGCUAAAGUGAUAACAAUGAAGUUAACAGAAACAUCUAUUGACAAACUUUGGAGUCCGGUUAACGUUGCUGGUGCAAUUGUAAAUCGUGAUUCUAUUGCGAAAAGUUUAUAUGCAGAAUUUUUCGAUAGAUUAGUGGAGAAGAUCAAUAUGAAAAACGCACCUCCGGAUUAUAUGGAUUCAGACACAAAAUCAUCACUACGUGCAAUCGCUUUAUUGGAUAUUUAUGGUUUUGAAAAUCUUCCAACUAAUUCACUAGAACAGUUUUGUAUCAAUUACACAAAUGAAAAUUUACAACAAUUUUUCAAUCAUUACAUAUUUGAAUUGGAACAAGAAGAAUAUCGAGCAGAAAAUAUUAGUUGGCAAUAUGUUCAGUUCCCGGAUAACCAACCCAUUAUUGAUUUAAUAGCUGGUAAACCGAAUGGAAUAAUGCAUUUAUGCAAUGAUGAAGCCAGUUUAGUCACAGGGACAGAUAAGUCGUUUCUACGACAAUGUCAAUAUCAUCAUAAGAAUCAUCCAAAUUUUAAAAUGAAUAAGAUACAAGGAAAUAAUUCGUUUACUAUUGCACAUUUCGCUGGUGAAAUUGUUUAUGAUGUAAAUGGAUUUGUCGAUAAAAAUCGUGAGAAAAUUCGUGGUGAACUGCUUGCUUUACUAACUAAAAGUAAAAAUUCUGCAGUAGCGACUAUGUUUCGUAAUGUUCAAGCUCAACGUACUGGUGUCAGUGGUACAGGUCCAAAAUUGAAAACCUCUUUAGUUUUAACAACAAUGAAUAAUUCACUGCAACAGUUAAUGGAGAAAAUGAGAAUGAAUAAGCCAAGUUUUGUACGUUGUAUUAAACCGAAUAUGAAAAAAGAGCCAAUGGUAUUUGAUGAUGCUGUUGUUAUGGAUCAAUUACGUUACGGUGGUUUACUAGAAACUGUUCGAAUAAGAAAAUCUGGUUUCCCUGUCCGUAUCAGUUAUGAAUAUUUUAUCGAGCGUUAUUCAUUUUUACUGAAUUAUGAAAAACGUAAACAAUUAAAGAAUAUAGUAGAUACUCGUGAAUCAACAGCUUGGAUAUUAAUGAAUAUCAAUAUUCCUUUUGGAAAUCGAACACCUAUACAAAAAUGUGUUGACUAUGAAUUUGGUAAAAGUAAAUUAUUUCUACGAAAUCAAUUAGCUGUGAAUUUGGAAUCGCUUCGUACAAUUAAAGAGUUAUGUGCUGCCAGAACUAUUCAACGAGCAUGGAGACGACGUGAUAAUGGAUUGAUUGAAAGAGCACGUCGUAAUGCAGCUAGAGUUAUUCAAGCAUGGUAUAGAGGAUGUAUGACAAGACGUCAGCACGCUGAUAUCGUUCAAUAUUUAGCAAAUAGAAGCAAGGAGCAACAAAUCGGUGCACUAAAAGAAGAUUAUUCGAAAGUCGAAAAACCUGUUAAAUCGUUAAGUGAAUCUGAAAUAGAAUGUUUAGAAGUCCCGAGUGAUUUAGCUUAUAUCUUACAACAUCGUAAAAUAUCCCAAGAAUGUUGGCUUCGUAAUCAUAAGGUAAUUAAACCUUCCGGCAGUAUACGUCGUUUUGCACCAAAUUAUGUUUCAACUUCUUGGCAAAAAUAUGGUAGACCGUUAUGGCAUGCUGCACCUAUUUCACACUUGCUACAAACAUCUAGUUCAAUGUCACAACUUGGCUAUCGUGUUGCGCCACGUGAAAGACCAAUAUUCUUGACUCGACCAACUGAAAAAUUAGCUGCAGCUUGUGUAGCUGCUUCAAAACUUAUUCUAAGGCUACUAUUUUUGCCUGAAAUUUCGCUGCAUGAACAAUUUCUGGUUGGAAGUUUUUUAUAUCAACUGGCUCUUUGUCAAAAAUCUCUUCAUAAAGAAUUUCUUAUUCAAUUAUUAAGUAUGACUGUAAAUUGGCCUAAUGCAGCAGAAGAUUUCUCUACUUCGGAUCCAGAAGAUGAGCCAAGCGAGUUCGAUCCAGAAACUAAACGAGGUACUUACAUUCCAUCAAGACCUAAUGGUCCAUUGAUUGUUAAAUCUCAUACUAGACAGUCUGGCAUACAACGUCGAGCAUAUAGACGUCUUUGGAUGCAUAUUGCAGGAAUGCUUACAUGUGGUCAAUUAUCGCAAACACUAACACCCACUAUAGUCCGUUUUAUUAGAGAAAAUGCACCCAACAGAUCAGCUGAACUGUGUGAAGAUCGUGUUGUACUUGAACCUUCUGUACGUCGUCUAUACCCACCUUCUCUGUUAGAAUGGCGGAUAAAUUAUACUGGAACUCAUAUGGGCAUUAAACUUACAUUCCCAGAUGGUAUAUUGUCAAUUUUUCAUGUUGGCAGUUUUACGCGUGCUGAAACAUUAGCUGGUAUGGCUUUAGCAUUAAGAACAUAUUCAACACAUAUUCUCCAAGGCUGGACAAUAAGUGUACAUAAGUCGUCAAAAAUAUUAGAUGUACCAGGUUAUUUUUAUGUAUUGGAUAUAUUUAGUCAACACGAACUUCCGGAAGAAUGGUCACAUUUAAAUAAUAUUCUUCUUCAUCAUGUAUUACCAUGUUAUGAUGCUAAAUCAAAAACAACGGAAUAUAAUAGUGUUUACCAUUCCCAUUAUGCCAGAAAUGGAGUAACAGGAGUUAUUGACGAUUCACCACCACCUAUUUUGAAUAAAUAUAGGAACUAUAAUUAUCAAAAAUUGGCUAAUUCAAUACAUGGCAUAGAAAACAACAUGAAUUCACACAGUCGUUAUACAAGAGCAUCGAAUAUAAAUUCUUUAAAUCACCAUCGUCGUCCUAGUUCUCAAGCUGAUUGGUUUAAAGCAGUACGGCUAAUGGCUUCAAAGCGAUUCAGUGAAAGUACCAGGUCACUAUCAUCAAUUAGAAGGAAGAACAUUAAAAAUCAGAAAAUGUUUAAUUCAUUCCAUUCACCUAGUGUUGGUUUCCCACGAUCCAAAUCUCCAGGUGAUAUUCUUCAAGAUAGUCGACUAACAAGAGCAUCUCCAACUGGUUAUCCUUGUAAAAGAAGUUCAAACGCACUACCGCAUGAUAUGCGAUAUUAUAUUUACGAUCUUGCACCUUGGACUGUACAACUUAGAAAAGAAUUUAUCACUCCACGUGAACGUAUAAGAACAAAUUUGAUAUUGAAUUUAAUUUUUCAUCAAAUCAUAUCUGAUAUCCAUGAUGAAAGAAAUUUACGUCUUAAUACAGAUGAUCGUAAUGAACUGUUAUCAGUCAUCGGUAAACAUAGAAAUCUUGAUUCCAUUGAAUCUGUUCAUGAAAUUCCAAUGGAAGUGAAAAAGAAGACUUUAUUGACUUCUUUGAAUUUGCCUAUUUAUUUUGGACGAUUUUAUCCAGUUCAAUCGCUUGAUAUGAAUGCUUCUCCAGAUCUUAGUCAGUGGUUAGUAGUAAGUCAUCACGGUAUCAGGUUGGUUUUGCAGCCAAAAGAUUGUGCAGAGGUCAAUAUAAGAAUUAUCUCCAAGCUUGGUGACGUAAACAAGGUAACUUCAUCGCGGACAUCCAACAGACCACGAUGGCGAUGUGGAGAUCAAUCAUCAAUCAAGGAUUCUCAAAGCACUGAUUAUGGAAAACCUUCAGAUUAUCUUAAACCACCAUUAAGUCGAUCAGUCAGUACAGUAACCUACAAUCUUUUGACUCUAAAUCACGCUGCUGGGAUAAGUCAGUUUUAUACAGAAAUGGCAGAAAAGAUUUGUGAACUAAUUGAACUAUUCUUAAGAGAAUAUAAAGAAGAGAUGAAACGUCUUCAGGAUGCGAAACAUUCUGCUUUCAGAGGUCGUUUCAAUGCUUCAACUCCUGACAUUUCAAGUACUCCAGAAGUUGCAUAUCGACUGGUAUGCAGUCCUGCUUUACUCUCAAAUGAUUUGUCCGAACCCUCAUUUAAUUCAGAGCAGCAAUUUAUAACAAAAAAUGUUACAAAUCUUGAUACGAAACCUCCAAUUAUUCCACGAAGACGUAGUCAUGUUUCGCAUAAAUUUGAUAAUUCUACGAAUAAUAAUUCACUAGUUGACAGUUCUGAUUCAUUAUCUUCGGAUUCAGAAUUACAUUCACCGAAUCCAAUCAGUCGAUCAACAACACCAACUAUAGCCAAACAUACACGAUCAUCGAGUGAACGUAAUCUCAUUAGUAGUGUGAACAAUUUAGGAUCUGGUGAAGAUACUCCAAUUGGUUGGAAUCCACCAUUUAGACGAAAUUUGUUUGGUGAUUCACAAGGGCAACAGUUUAAUGAACAUCCUCUUUUGCCAUUUGCACGUCAAAACUUUUUAAAUGAAAAUGACGUAAUCCAACAACUUAGUUGGGAGCCUCAACCACCUGAAUCUGGAUCUCUGUUAAAACAUCCAGAUAGUGUGGAUACGGAAGUGUCAAGGAAUAUAUUUACACUCAUUCAAUGUUUUGCCAAAGAAGUUCCAUCGAAAUACCCACAGAGUGUGAUUAUUAAAUUAAUAAUUGAAAUGUUAAACGAACGACCAUGGCUUUCUGAUGAGUUGUACUGUCAACUUGCUAAACAAACAUAUUCAUAUAAUAAUAGGAAUAAUCAGGAUAAUUAUGAACUUGUGUGGUUAUUAUGGAAAUUAUUAACAAUUUUCGUUCCAACAUCAGAUGCGCUUAGGCCAUAUUUAAUUAAAUAUAUUGGGUUUCGACAGGAUAUUCAACACCACAAAUUACAAGCUUGCUUAGAUACAAUUAUUCAGAAUAUGGAAAUCGUUUCCCGUUAUGGCCCUAGAAAAUACUUACCACCUGAUAAUGUUUUAGAGUCCUUUAUAGACGGUCACAUGAUUCGUAGACAAGAAAUUUAUUUUAUUAAUAAUAAUAGUACAAGUAUACCACUUGGACAAUUAUGUCUUGUUCAAGACGUCAUUCAUAAUGUAAUCAAUAAACUAAGUGCAAGUCUUCUUAGUUCACCGACUGAUUUCGCAUUAUUUCUUUGUCAUAAAAAUGGGUCAAUUAACACUUGUAGUAAUGAGCCGCUGAUACCUUUACUACUGGAUACAUACAUAUUCGACUCUCCAAUAUACCAUGACGAUUUGAUAAUUCAUUUUCGAAGAAUAUGUUGGACUGUUCCACUGGAAUUGCAAAAGCUUCCUCGCGCUUAUUUGGGUUUUUUAUUUGAUCAAGUCGUUGAUGAGUACCUUUCGGGACACUGGUUACCGGAUAAACUCACCUAUGAUUCAAACGAAUUAUAUAAUAAAUGUCUUCAUCUCUCUUGUGUGUUACAUCAAAGUCAUGAAUCAUCUGUCUCUAUUAGCAGUACAAUUGCUACUUCACUUAAACCAAAAAAUCUACAAAUUUCAAUAGAAAAAUGGUCAUCAGAAUUAAAUGGAUUACUUAAGUCAACACAAACAAAAGAUUCAGAAGAUAGUCAGAAAAUCUUUUUAUCUUCAAUCAGAAAUUGGCCUCUUUUUGGAUCAUCUUGUUUUCUUGGUUUGAUUGAAAACGGUCCAUCUGGAAUCCCAACUAAUUGUGAGAUAUUAGUUGCUCUAUCUCAUACAGGAAUUCAUAUAUUAGAUUCUUCAACUCAUGAAUGCUAUUUGGUUUUUGCCUACGAAAAUAUUGCAAGUACAAGGGUUACAUAUAAAGAUAAUAAUGACUACAACUGUAUUGGUUCUGUGCGUCUUACAGCUAGUAACGGUCAACAGUUGAUCCUGUCUUUAAUGCAAGCUAGAAUGUUUGUCUUCAUUUUAAGUCGAUAUCAGUAUAUACUAUCAGCAAAUUUGUUAGCUUCUGCUUGA
Messenger RNA from Schistosoma guineensis, 6789 nucleotides. The record is from the annotation of a GenBank genome assembly. NCBI's taxonomy places the organism in Eukaryota, Metazoa, Platyhelminthes, Trematoda, Strigeidida, Schistosomatidae.